AUGGACUCCUCCUCGUUCGAUCAGGCCGAUCUCGACCGGCUCAGCGCCAAGGACAAGCAGGAGCUACGACAGUUCAUCAACAACGAGCAGCAGAAGGCUCAGAUUCAGCAGCGGUCCCACGACCUGACGGAGAUGUGCUUCAAGAAAUGUGUCACGGGAUCGAUCAGGAGCAAUGCGCUGGAGGGGGGCGAGCAGGCGUGUCUGGCGAACUGUGUGGACCGGUUCAUGGAUGCAAGCGUGCUGGCUGUCAAGCACCUGCAGGGUAUGCGCCAGGGCUAG
Messenger RNA from Cryphonectria parasitica EP155, 279 nucleotides. RefSeq lists its product as uncharacterized. The transcript has 2 exons. The coding region runs from base 1 to 279 and encodes 92 amino acids. Lineage: Eukaryota; Fungi; Ascomycota; Sordariomycetes; Diaporthales; Cryphonectriaceae. The record is from RefSeq and is a predicted model, not a curated record.